This is a messenger RNA of Orbicella faveolata, 1147 nucleotides long. RefSeq names its product TLC domain-containing protein 4-like. Gene Ontology annotation, biological process: lipid homeostasis. The record is from RefSeq and is a predicted model, not a curated record. NCBI's taxonomy places the organism in Eukaryota, Metazoa, Cnidaria, Anthozoa, Scleractinia, Merulinidae. Gene Ontology annotation, cellular component: membrane; endoplasmic reticulum.
UACAUUCCAACACGCUUAACCGAAUAUAUUCAAGUGGUAUUGUUAAGGAUUGUUAAGGAUGAACGAAUCCGGUGUUGAUGAAUCACUACACCAAGAAGGAAAAGACCGUAGUCUUUACAUUUGCACCUCCGCUGCCAGUUUUUUACUUUGCCUAUUUAUGUUCUACUUUGUAAGCCCAAGGUUCUCAUCUCUGGUCUCCUCAGGAUACCAUGAACUCCCUUAUGCCAAAAAAAUUGACUGGGACACCAGGAUUGGUUCAAAUGUGCAUGCAGUGAUUGUCAGCACAAUUAGCUUGUAUUGUUAUGCCUUUGAUACAGAAACAACACUGAAUCCUGUUAAAAAUGAUGCUGUACUAGUGAGAGUAGGGGUUGCCAUAACAAUGGGCUACAUCUUAGCAGAUUUCCUCAUUAUAACUUUAUCUUACAAGUACAUUGGAGAUUUGUUCACCUUGGUACACCAUGUCAUGGCAAUAUGGGCAUACUAUUUUGUAGUAGUUUAUGGAGUUUUAAUUUAUUUUGCUAAUGUUCGUCAACUUGCGGAGAUUUCCACACCAUUUGUAAAUCAGAGGUGGUUCCUUGACGCUAUUAGUCAUCCAAGGACAUCUAGUGGCUUUGUUAUCAAUGGCUAUCUUAUGGGGGCUGCAUUCUUCCUUUGCAGGAUACUAGUAAUGCCAAUAUACUAUUACAAGUGCUAUUCAGUUUGGGGAACUGAAGAACAGCACAACUUGGGGUUUCUUAUAAACUUUUACUGGAUUUUCACCUGCAUUGUGUUAGAUGCAAUAAAUUUGUAUUGGUUUGCUAAGAUAGUCAAGGGUGCUAUGAAACGUAGAAGUCUUGGGUGGAGAUUUACAUCAAUCUUAGAAGACCGUGAUUAUGCAGACGACGUCGCAUUACUAGCCAGUAACUGCACUCAUAUGCAGGAGAAAUCAAGCAGGUUGCUUGCCAUCGCAAGUUUUAUUGGAUUAGAAUUCAAUACUAAGAGAGCCAAGAUCAUGAGGCUCAAUAGCAAGUCCCAGCAUCAAAUCUUUAUAAAUGGAACACCCUUAGAGGAUGUGGACAAAUUUGUCUACCUUGGGUCUGAUAUGGAUCCAGCGGGGCAAAGACAGAUAUCAGCAGGAGACUAUACCUCGCUAGAGGUACCUUUGUAA